CCAUGAGAACCAGAAAGCAUUGGAGCUACGGACAGAGGAUGCUAAAGACUGUGACGAGUGGGUGGUGGCCAUCGCUCAUGCCAGCUACCGAACCCUGGCCACGGAGCACGAAGGGCUGAUGCAGAAGUACCUGCACCUGCUGCAGAUUGUGGAGACAGAGAAAACGGUGGCUAAGCAGCUGCGGCAGCAGAUCGAGGAUGGGGAGAUCGAGAUCGAGCGGCUGAAGGCGGAGGUGACCUCGAUCGCCUCCCUGCUCAAGGACAAUGAGCGCAUCCAGUCCACGCAGACGAUCACGCCCAGUGACGAAGACAGCGACAUCAAGAAGAUCAAGAAGGUGCAGAGCUUCCUGCGGGGCUGGCUGUGCCGACGCAAGUGGAAGACCAUCAUCCAGGACUACAUCCGGUCGCCGCACGCCGACAGCAUGCGCAAGAGAAACCAGGUGGUGUUCAGCAUGCUGGAGGCCGAGGCCGAGUACGUGCAGCAGCUGCACAUCCUGGUCAACAACUUCCUGCGCCCACUGCGCAUGGCCGCCAGCUCCAAGAAGCCGCCCAUCACACACGAUGACGUCAGCAGCAUCUUCCUGAACAGCGAAACCAUCAUGUUUCUGCACCAGAUCUUCUACCAGGGCUUGAAAGCCCGCAUCUCCAGCUGGCCCACACUGGUCUUGGCCGACCUGUUUGACAUCCUGCUGCCCAUGCUGAACAUCUACCAGGAGUUUGUUCGCAACCACCAGUACAGCCUGCAGAUCCUGGCGCACUGCAAGCAAAACCGAGACUUUGACAAGCUGCUGAAGCACUAUGAGGCCAAGCCCGACUGUGAGGAGAGGACGCUGGAGACCUUCCUCACCUACCCCAUGUUCCAGAUCCCCAGGUACAUCCUGACGCUGCACGAGCUCCUGGCCCACACACCACACGAGCACGUGGAGCGGAACAGCCUGGACUACGCCAAGUCCAAACUGGAGGAGCUGUCCAGGGUCAUGCACGACGAAGUGAGCGAAACGGAGAACAUCCGCAAGAACCUGGCCAUCGAGCGCAUGAUCAUCGAGGGCUGUGAGAUCCUGCUCGACACCAGCCAGACCUUUGUGAGGCAAGGUUCCCUCAUCCAGGUGCCCAUGUCCGAAAAGGGCAAGAUCACCAGAGGGCGCCUGGGGUCCCUGUCGCUGAAGAAGGAGGGCGAGCGACAGUGCUUCCUGUUCUCUAAGCACCUGAUUAUCUGCACCAGAGGCUCUGGUGGGAAACUGCACCUGACCAAGAAUGGAGUUGUUUCCCUCAUUGACUGCACUUUGCUGGAGGAGCCGGAGAGCGCCGAGGAGGAAGCCAAGGGCUCGGGCCAAGAUGUAGAGCACUUGGACUUCAAGAUCGGGGUGGAGCCAAAGGACGCCCCGCCCUUCACGGUCAUCCUCGUGGCCUCGUCCAGACAGGAGAAGGCGGCGUGGACCAGUGACAUCAGCCAGUGUGUAGACAACAUCCGGUGUAACGGGCUUAUGAUGAACGCCUUUGAGGAGAACUCCAAGGUCACCGUGCCGCAGAUGAUCAAGUCAGACGCCUCCCUAUACUGCGAUGAUGUUGACAUUCGCUUCAGCAAAACCAUGAACUCCUGCAAAGUGCUGCAGAUCCGCUACGCCAGCGUGGAGCGGCUGCUGGAGAGGCUGACAGACCUGCGCUUCCUGAGCAUCGACUUCCUCAACACCUUCCUGCACUCCUACCGCGUCUUCACCACGGCCGUGGUGGUCCUGGACAAACUCAUCACCAUCUACAAGAAGCCCAUCAGUGCCAUCCCUGCCAGGUCUCUAGAACUCUUGUUUGCCAGUGGCCAGAACAACAAGCUACUAUACGGUGAGCCCCCCAAGUCCCCACGGGCCACCCGCAAGUUCUCCUCACCGCCACCCCUGUCCAUCACCAAGACGUCAUCCCCGAGCCGCCGGCGGAAGCUCUCCCUGAACAUCCCCAUCAUCACCGGCGGCAAGGCCCUGGACCUGGCCGCGCUCAGCUGCAACUCCAAUGGCUACACCGGCAUGUACUCGGCCAUGUCGCCCUUCAGCAAGGCCACCCUGGACACCAGCAAGCUCUACGUGUCCAGCAGCUUCACCAACAAGAUUCCGGACGAGGGCGAUACGCCCACCGAGAAGGCCGAGGACCCCUCCACUCUCAGCAAGCAGAGCUCAGAAGUCUCCAUGAGGGAAGAGUCGGACGCUGACCCAAACCAGAGUGACGAUGGGGGUGCUGAGGCCUCACCAACAAGAUCUCCACCGACCCCCAAAUCCAUCAAGAGCAAAAACUCUUCAGAGUUCCCGCUCUUUGCCUAUAACAAUGGAGUGGUCAUGACUUCCUGCCGGGAGCUGGACAGUACCCGCAGCGCCCUUUCGGCCACUUCCGCCUUUGCCAUAGCAACCGCAGGAGCCAAUGAGGGCACCCCAAACAAGGAGACGUACCGAAGGAUGUCCUUAGCAAGCGCAGGCUUCCCCCCAGACCAGAGGAACGGAGACAAGGAGUUUGUGAUCCGCAGAGCGGCCACCAACCGCGUUCUGAAUGUGCUCCGCCACUGGGUUUCCAAGCACUCACAGGACUUCGAGACCAACGACGAGCUCAAAUGCAAGGUCAUCAGCUUUCUGGAGGAGGUCAUGCACGACCCCGAACUCCUGACCCAGGAGCGGAAGGCGGCAGCCAACAUCACCAGGACUCUGACGCAGGAGGACCCGGGCGACAACCAGAUCACCCUGGAGGAGGUCACACAGAUGGCUGAAGGCGUGAAGGCCGAGCCGUUUGAAAACCACUCAGCCCUGGAGAUCGCAGAGCAGCUGACCUUGCUGGACCACCUUAUCUUCAAGAAGAUCCCCUACGAGGAGUUCUUCGGGCAAGGCUGGAUGAAGCUGGAGAAGAAGGAAAGGACCCCUUACAUCAUGAAGGCUUCACCCCAUUUUAACCCGAUCAGUAACUUGAUCGCUUCGGAAAUCAUUCGCAAUGAGGACAUCAAUGUAAGGGUGAGCGCCAUUGAGAAGUGGGUAGCUGUCGCCGACAUAUGCCGCUGCCUGCACAACUACAAUGCCGUGCUGGAGAUCACCUCGUCGAUGAACAGGAGUGCCAUCUUUCGGCUCAAAAAGACAUGGCUCAAGGUCUCCAAGCAGACAAAAGCUCUGAUUGAUAAGCUCCAAAAGCUUGUGUCAUCAGAGGGCAGAUUUAAGAAUCUGAGAGAAGCUCUGAAAAAGGUACCUAGGGGCCUGUGUAAGGGCCGCUCCCAGAUGCCCUGGUUCUCCCAAUACAAGGCAGAGAUAUCGCAUAUCAUCCGAGAGAUUCGCCAGUUUCAACAAACGGCCUACAAGAUAGAACACCAAGCGAAGGUAACCCAGUACUUGCUGGACCAAUCUUUUGUAAUGGACGAAGAAAGCCUAUACGAGUCAUCGCUCCGAAUAGAGCCGAAACUUCCCACCUGACCCUGUCCCCGCUCCGCCCAGCUGCCCUGUGUAGACUUGCUAUACGAUAUUGUACAUAUGCGUUUGGUGUCUCUGGAUUUUCUUCCUUGGUAUGUGCUGCUAUGAGGAUACCAGCCCGUCCUUGUUCUUAGAUUCCUGUAGACCCGGAAUACGACUCUCUGCAUCGUUGAAGACUCCGCCCACUCAGGCUCAGCCCCACCCCGCCUCCCUCGGGGUGUGUUUCCUUUAAACCGCUCCACUCCCAAGUGGGCUUCCUGGAGCCUCCCUCUUCCCAGAAGAGGAAAGAGCCCGAGCAUACACCAACCUUAAGCACCAACCCCGCUUCUGUCCAGCCCCUGCCCAGGCCUCUGGAUUAAGUCGGCCACCCAGGCAUCCACCCAGCAUGUUCCAUGUAGUUGUUAUA
Echinops telfairi (small Madagascar hedgehog) is the source of this 3833-nucleotide messenger RNA. It is a transcript of the gene RASGRF1, whose product is annotated as Ras protein specific guanine nucleotide releasing factor 1. Gene Ontology annotation, molecular function: protein binding; guanyl-nucleotide exchange factor activity. Gene Ontology annotation, cellular component: plasma membrane. NCBI's taxonomy places the organism in Eukaryota, Metazoa, Chordata, Mammalia, Afrosoricida, Tenrecidae. The transcript has 27 exons. Gene Ontology annotation, biological process: Ras protein signal transduction; positive regulation of GTPase activity. The coding region runs from base 119 to 3430 and encodes 1103 amino acids. The record is from RefSeq and is a predicted model, not a curated record.